This is a messenger RNA of Acanthopagrus latus (yellowfin seabream), 1846 nucleotides long. RefSeq names its product abhydrolase domain containing 12, lysophospholipase (gene abhd12). Gene Ontology annotation, biological process: phosphatidylserine catabolic process; monoacylglycerol catabolic process. Lineage: Eukaryota; Metazoa; Chordata; Actinopteri; Spariformes; Sparidae. Gene Ontology annotation, cellular component: endoplasmic reticulum membrane. The record is from RefSeq and is a predicted model, not a curated record. The coding region runs from base 267 to 1454 and encodes 395 amino acids. The transcript has 14 exons. Gene Ontology annotation, molecular function: monoacylglycerol lipase activity; phosphatidylcholine lysophospholipase A1 activity.
UAGCAUUACCAUGUUCUGACUUCCGGUUAGCAAACAGCGCAGCCUCGCAGCAGCAGCCGGUUAAAAAUAAACCCGUCCGACAGCUUCGACUGGCGGCACAGAACCUCCGCGGACAGACGUGACAACUGACUCUGUGUGUUCAUAAACAACUGAAGAAAAGUGACAAACGUGUGUAUUAGCGGAUUAGCGUCGCUGCUAACUUAUUCACUCUGUCUAAUGCUGCAUUCAAGGUACACCGGACCCAAGAAAUAUGUCCCCAGAAUGUGAUGAGAAAGCGGAACAACUCGCUGACUGCGGAGCAUGACAGCGGGACCACCGGCACUCUGCUGGACAGCGACCCGGACCUGAAGCAGCGUCCCGGCAGGGAGGCAGCGGGGCCCGCAGCGGGCGGCCGGCAGGGCCCUGGAGAGGAGGGCAGCAUGGGGAAACCGUUCAGGAGGUUGGGUCUGGUGGGGAAGCUGAAGAGGUUCAUGUUGUGGCUGCUGGUCGUCUACGUCUCCAUCCCCUUCCUCAUCAAACUGUGUCCGUCCAUCCAGGCCAAACUCGUCUUCCUCAACUUCGUGAGGCUGCCCUACUUCAUAGACCUGAAGCGGCCUCUGGACCAGGGACUGAACCACACACACAACUUCUACCUGGAGCCGGAGAGCGGACUGAAGAUCGGAGUCUGGCACACAGUUCCUGCUCAGAUGUGGAGAGAAGCUCAGGGGAAACAAGGCGACUGGUACGACUCCAAGUUUAGCUCCUCCCACUCUGUCAUCCUCUAUCUCCAUGGAAACGCAGGGACCAGAGGAGGAGACCACAGAGUUCAGCUCUACAAGGUCCUCAGUUCGUUAGGAUACCACGUGGUCACGUUCGAUUACAGAGGCUGGGGGGACUCAGACGGCGCUCCAUCAGAGGGGGGGAUGACAUCAGACGCCCUCUUCAUGUAUGAUUGGCUGAAGAAGCGGUUGGACGACAAAACGCCGCUUUACGUCUGGGGACACUCUCUGGGGACGGGAGUUGCCACCAACCUGGUGAGACGGCUGUGUGACAGAGGAAGUCCUCCAGACGCUCUCAUCUUAGAGUCUCCGUUCACCAACAUCAGAGAGGAGGCCAAGAGCCACCCCUUCUCCAUGGUGUACAGGUACCUGCCUGGCUUCGAUUGGUUCUUCCUGGACGCCAUCACGGCCAACAACAUUCGUUUUGCCAGCGAUGAAAAUGUGAAUCACAUCUCCUGUCCUGUGCUGAUCCUCCACGCUGAGGACGACAGCGUCGUUCCUUUCCACCUGGGAAAAAAGCUGUACAACAUGGCCUCCCAGUCAAAGAGCCUCAGCGGUCACAAGGUCCAGUUUGUUCCCUUCCCCUCCUCGCUGGCCUACAAGCACAAGUUCAUCUACAGGAGCCCGGAGCUGCCAAACAUCCUCAGUGAUUUCCUCGGUGGUUCUGCUCAGCAACAGAUGGACGACUCGGCCUGAAAACACACACACACACACACACACACACACACACACACACACACGGACUGAACACAUCAUUCCUUUUUCGUUCUUCAUUCCUCUCACAUCAGCACCGGCUCCACCGGGUCGCCACAGUGACAGUGGGAGUGUUUUUAGGUUCUGUAGAGCGACGAGGACGAACAGAACUGGACCAGACAGACGUGAAACAUCUGUUUAGAUCUUUGUAGUAUUUCACGAGGGCGACGAGCUGCAGCCUGUUUCUUUAACGUCUGUGUGAUUUCACUUUGUCGGGCCGACUCUCCCGGAUCGGGUCGACUCUUUGGCCCGGAGGAUCCGUUUGUUUUUAAUAAAUGUCCUCAGUUUUAAGGCCUGUUAUGACUUGAAUUAUCAAUUAAAUAUUUCUUGUUUUA